Molecule: messenger RNA, 3729 nt
Organism: Micropterus dolomieu (smallmouth bass)
Lineage: Eukaryota; Metazoa; Chordata; Actinopteri; Centrarchiformes; Centrarchidae
Product: acyl-coenzyme A thioesterase 1-like
Exons: 3
Coding region: 427-1692 (421 amino acids)
Biological process (GO): fatty acid metabolic process; acyl-CoA metabolic process
Molecular function (GO): fatty acyl-CoA hydrolase activity
Source: RefSeq, a predicted model, not a curated record
CCUUGGGGGACACUGCUUCCUCGUUUUGGGACCAUCGACGGUGUAAUAGGCUAUUAACAGAAGCAGUCCGCGUCUGCUCCAGAGUAUAUUCGAGGCUUAAGGUUGGAGGUAGGCCUACUGUCCAAUGUAAAUAUAAAUACUUCGUAGAAUGGUCUUCAGUCAAGUUCUGGCUGGUUAAAGACAAUAAGCGUCUACACUGUGACCGACAUUAAUCUACGGACAAUCAGUUUGUCCAAAACAAAAGCAAAAACGACAACUCAAGCUCUCAAAGUUACUUUCUUGCUAUCUACAGGAGGAGAACAUUCCCAGUGCGAAGUUAGCGUUCAUGUUUUGUUUGCUAACGUUAACUACUACUACUACUACUGCUGUGCGGAGUAAAGGCAAAGGACAUUCAGGUCAUUGCAGUUCCCAUCGUGACGACCUGAAAUGGCUUACUCACAGAUCCGCCUGAAGAUUCUCCCCAGCGUUCGCUGUCUGUUUGAUAAACCAGUGCAGGUAAAAUUAGAGGGACUUAUUCCUCACAAACCAGUUGAACUGAGGUCCAAACUAAUUGAUGACAGAGGGGUGAUUUUCAAGGCUUCUGCUCUGUACAAAGCGGAUGAAACUGGCCAGGUGGAUGUCUGCCGUGCACCCUCGCUGGGAGGAAGUUACACCGGAGUGGAGCCCAUGGGUUUGUUUUGGGCCAUGGCACCUGAGACUCCACACAGUAAAUUCCUAAAGAAGAAUGUGCUCAGCCCAACGCUGGUGGAGAUAGAAGCACUGAGUGGAGACACUGGUCAUCUCUUAGCCUCUGAAACCAACGAGAGAAGAUACAUGAAAGAGGGGAUGAAUAGAAUACUUUUGCAAGAGGGAAGAAUAAAAGGAGUCCUCUUCAUACCACCAGGAAAUGGGCCAUUCCCAGGAAUAGUGGAUUUGUACACACUUGGUGGAGGUCUCACUGAGCCCAGAGCCAGCCUCCUAGCAAAUAAAGGUUAUGUUGUUUUGGCACUGGCUUAUUAUGGUUUCCAGGAUUUACCAAAAAACCCUACAAAGUGGGAUUUGGAGUACUUUGAAGAGGCAGUAACAUACCUAAGGGGACGGCCAGAGGUUAAAGGUCCAGGGAUUGGCAUCCUAUCAAUCUCUCAGAGUGGUAGUUUGGCUUUGGCAAUGUCGUCUUUCCUCUCUGGCAUCUCAGCGACGGUCUGUGUUAAUGCCUGCAUUGCAAAUAUUUUGAUUCCUUUACACUACAAGGACAUUGUUAUACCUCCGCUUUCUCCUGUCAUGGAGAAUAUUAAAAUCACAGAAUCUGGGCUUCUAGAUAUACGCAACGCCUUACCAGACACUUCCUUGGAAAAGAACAGGGUGUCGUUGUUUCCAAUUGAACGUGCCAGCUGCCAGUUCCUGUUUGCUGUUUCUGAAGAUGACCACAACUGGAAGAGUGCUUUAUUUGCCAAGCAGGCUGCUGCGACGCUGAGGAAUCAUGGCAAAGAGUGUAUUAAGGUGGCAACAUACCCUAAAGCUGGACACUUUUUGGAAGUCCCUUACAUGCCUUUUUGUCCGUCUGGGUUUCAUGCAGCAGUGGGGAAUGUUGUGAUGUUUGGUGGGGAGGCAAAAGCCAACUCCGAGGCUCAGCUGGACUUGUGGGAAAGAGUCCAGGAAUUCUUCAAGAGCCACCUGGGCCCUGUUUCAGAAAGCAGGCUUAACAAACUCUGAGCUUAUCCCUGAGCUCUGGGUUGAUUGAGCCUAAGGUGGGAAACGCUGAAUUUUCGGUUCCAGAACAGCUGAUAAGAAGUUCAAUCAACUCUGAGUAUGUUGAGCCUGAUGGAAGGGCGUGCGUGGGGAUGAAAAAAGCCAUCAUCAAUGGAGCUCCGAUACUACGAUCAUUAUGGCAACGGGUAAAUAACGACAGAGCCUCCAUUUUAAUCGGGUGAAGCUAUAAAUAUGAAUGCAUUCCAACGCGGACCCUGAUUGGCUCUAAACGUAGGAGUUGAAGAAGGAUCAAUGUGUUAACAUUAUUAGGCUACUAUACAGUGUUGCUCAUUCGUCAUUUACUAGACUGGAAUUUCAUUAAUGAAUGAUAAAGUGCUGGAAUUUUCUUACAGCCCAUUACAUUUGAUUUUAAAUAGGAAGGUUAUAUUUAUUAAACUGUAACCUGACGGGACAAAGUGCCGGCGGCAGUCGGCUACCUGAUUAUGAAAAUAGGUAGGCUAUAGAUCAAAUAUAAGACAGUUUACUCCUGAACCUGUGAUUGUAAAGUCAGUCACACCUAGCAGGUUAGCCUAUAAAUUAUUUUUUUGCAGUGGAAAAUGUGUCUAUUGGUUAAAGUUUGAGACGUCUAUUUCACAUUAAUAAAAUCUUGCUCUUUUCAUAUUUUAUUAAUGCUGUCAAAACACAUUCAGACUAUCAGCAGGUAAUAAAGAAAAACUCACUUUUAACCUUAUUUAGGCCUGUUUGUUUCAGCUGCACCACAGUCAUCAUCACUCGGAAAUAGUCACAUCUCCAGUUGAUAACUACAAAUGUUCCAAUCAUGCGACUUGCCUACAAUAUGAAAGAUUACUGUUUACCAAUCAGUUUUAUAGGUUAUAUAUUAAACAGUGAUUACUGCAGUAAUGUAUCCCACAGUAAGUGUUUUCAGUGCAACUGUCCACAGAGUCACAGCGUUAUACCUAAACACGGAUAUAGAUUUUAUUCUGGGGUGAGGAAAAUCCACAAUGUGCGGAGAUCUGUCCAUACAUCGAUGACAGAUUGAUCAUAAAGCAGUCAUCUUCAAGAUCAUGUUUGGGUAAAAAACGAAUAACCUAUCUAACUUUUUAAAAGUUUUUAAAGAUGUAAAUGCGUUCAGAUAUGUGCUUUGAUAUCGACAGUAUGAAUGAGGAAAUGAAACGGUGUCAGACAGCCGCCUCAGGAUCCGCUGGAGGGGAGGAGUCAGAGAGAAACUGACAGUUUUCCAACUUAUCCUGAACCUAAACAACAUCAGUUCCCGGAUUUACUGAUCUAGGGUUUAUCUGAUCUCGCUCUCUGAAACAGAAAACUUAGAGUUUCCCUCAUGUCAGGCUUAACAUACUCAGAAUUUUCACUAAUCCCGCUUUCUCAAACGGGGCCCUGGACAACAAGGGCACUUGUUAGCAAGCACUGCUGCAUCAAGUGGCUGUCCUUAAUAAUAGCCUUGCCUUUACUUUCUAAUGAAUGAAAACAGUCAUUAGGGUCAAAUGUGUAUUAAAUUAUACAGUAUCAUAUGUUGAAGCUUUGGAUUAAUGACUUUCUCAACAAACUCAGCAUUUCAUGGUUCAAACAUAUGUAUUUAGUUAUAAUCCUUUUCAGAGCAGAUAUUUUGAUACAUGAAUAAGAAUCAUGUGGUGACAUAAACUAACAAAAGCACUCCCACGAUAGCAAGGCUAUUUUGCUAACCUGAAUCUUUUGUUUAUUUCAAUGUGUGUAUUGUUAAUGAUUAGGAGGUAAUGAACUUUUUUCAGCUUCUGAAUGAAGGUGUGACAGAAAAAGUGAGCGAGAAUGCACCAUACCAGGACUCUGGGACUGACACAUCUAAAUGGAAUGCAGCAAAAAACAGCUUUGCUUCUCCUAAAAUGACAUGUCCUGCUUUUCAAAUUAAGAAGUCUUACUAAUCAUCUCGCAUAACUUAAGCACUUUACAUUAAACAAGCCUGCUGUGCCAACUUUAUUGGUGAUAAAAGUUUAUAUAUUUGGUUUGUGGUUGGAAAAGGAUGGAGAAAUAAUUAUAUUCUUUUGACUA